CGGAGUCCCCUGUAUCACACUUUCACAGUUUUCACGAGCUUCUUCUGUUUCCGUUACCUACUAAACGUGGUAAAUUUAAGUCAUCUUCCACUUCUGCAAGUCGGUCUACAACCAACCAAAAAGCCUUCUUGUCCACUAAGCUUCUUUGAACACCGGGGAUACCCUAUAUCUAUAUAUAGGGAAACCACCAUUCUCCAUCGUCAAAGCUUAUGUUAGAGAGAGAGAGAGAGAGGCGGAAAUGGGGGAUGUGAGUUUGUUCUUAGAGACAGAGAAAUCAAAACCCCAAAGUGCCGUUGGGGUUCCACUUCCACCCUCACAAUCACCUGCAUCCUUCACUUCCGCAACCCCUAAAACCCCAAGGACUACUACUACUCCCUCUCAUUUUAUUGCUCCUCUUCCCCCACCUCCUCCUCUUGCUUGCCCUGUCCCAGGGAAGGUAGCGAUCGUCGCCACCAUGCAAGGCUGCCUUGACCUGGAGAUCGAUGAAGAAGGAGCACAAGUGGGACACAACCACAAGUGGUCCAACAAUCCUACCACCGAUGGUGGAGGCGGCCCAGAUGCUUGGCUGCCCAUUACGGAGUCAAGAAACGGCAACGCCUUCUACGCAGCAUUCCACACCCUCAACUCUGGAAUCGGAUUUCAAGCCCUCCUCCUUCCGCUUGCUUUCACCAUCCUUGGUUGGACUUGGGGAAUCAUAAGUUUAUCAUUAGCAUUCGGAUGGCAGUUAUACACUCUAUGGUUACUCAUCCAACUCCAUGAAUCAGUUCCUGAGACGCGCUUCAGUAGAUACCUCCAUCUAGCUAAGGCAGCAUUCGGGGAAAAGCGAGGGAAGUUGAUGGCCUUAUUUCCCAUCAUGUACCUGUCGGGAGGUACAUGUGUUGCACUGAUAACCCUUGGGGGUAGAACCAUGAAGCUCUUCUUCCAGACCAUUUGUGAGGGCACAAGUUCAUGCCUCGCCACUCCCCUUACGAAUGUCGAGUGGUUUUUGGUGUUUACGUGCACCGCCAUCGUCCUGGCUCAGCUGCCCAACCUAAACUCUAUCGCUGGUGUCUCGCUCAUUGGUUCCAUCACAGCCAUUACUUACUGUACCAUCAUAUGGGUGGUUUCUGUCACUCAUGGUAGGGUGGCCGGUGUUUCUUAUGAGCCAUUGCAGCCCAAGUCUGAGGUGGCGAAGAUCUUCAGUAUCCUCAAUGCACUUGGCAUCAUUGCUUUCGCUUUCAGAGGCCACAAUCUCAUGCUUGAAAUCCAGGGUACAAUGCCUUCAACUCAAAAGCAUCCAUCUCAGGUGCCAAUGUGGAAAGGUGUGAAAUUUGCGUAUCUUCUCAUUGCAAUGUGUUUAUAUCCCCUUGCAAUAGCGGGUUAUUGGGCUUACGGAAACCUGAUAGCUCAGAACGAUGGGAUGUUGGGCGCCUCGUACAAAUUUCAUGGAAACGAUGAAACCUCAAGGGUUGUCCUAGGUUUAACAAGUAUGCUUGUGAUAAUUAACUGCCUGAGCUCUUUCCAGAUAUAUGCAUUUCCCGUCUUUGACAAUUUGGAGUUUGCAUACACUAGCAAGAAGAAUAAGCCAUGUUCAAGGUGGUUACGCGCAGGGUUUCGGGUCUUUUUUGGAUGUUUGGCCUUCUUUAUAGCCGUGGCACUUCCGGUCUUAGCAAGCGUGGCAGGUCUACUUGGAGGAAUCGCAUUACCUAUCACAUUAGCUUACCCAUGUUUUAUGUGGAUUCUAAUAAAGAGACCUCAACGAUACGAUGCAAUGUGGUUCAUUAACUGGGGACUUGGGAUUCUUGGUAUGGCUCUUAGUUUUCUAGUGAUUGCUGGAGCAGUGUGGAGUAUUGUGGAUAGAGGUGUUCAAGCCAACUUCUUCAGACCUCCGUGAGAUGAAAAUUGAUGAAUUCACAUAGUUAAGUUCUCUCAUUGAGUCUGACAAAAACAAAUUAAAGGGAAAAUUGUGGUGUGCCCAACACCAUGUUUUGUAAAUAGUUGUUCUACUGGAUUAGUAACUUGAUUUUGUGGAUGAUCAUAUGGAUGAGCCAUUUUGUAGUCCUCGGCUUGGCCACAUAUGUUAAGAUGCACUAUAUGCUUGGCCACAUAUGUUAAGAUGCACUAUGUACACAUCAAAAUUGCUUUAGACUAUGAGAAACAUGAGAACUAGUCUAUGUAGUCCUUCCAUGCAAAUACAUGUAUGCAUUUAGUCUUGACCUUUGUGAUUAA
Molecule: messenger RNA, 2208 nt
Organism: Macadamia integrifolia
Lineage: Eukaryota; Viridiplantae; Streptophyta; Magnoliopsida; Proteales; Proteaceae
Product: lysine histidine transporter-like 8
Exons: 5
Coding region: 239-1873 (544 amino acids)
Cellular component (GO): plasma membrane
Source: RefSeq, a predicted model, not a curated record